AUGCUUUCAUUAAAUCAAUGCUAUUUAUUUCAUCGUCUAUUAUCGUUUGAUGAUUUAUCAAAAAAAUCAUCAUGUAAAAAUUUAAAAUUUAAACGUGCUUUUGAAUUUCUUCAGUUAUUGUUCCUUCAACGUGUUUAUGGUAUUGAUCUAAUAACACGUUCAUCAAUUCGACAAUUAUUCAAACAACAACAAAAUCAACAUGAAGUAUUUCUUGGUGGUUCAUGUAAUCCAACAACAUGGAGAUAUGAACAAGCUAUUCCUUAUUUUCAAUUACGUUCAAUUUCUUAUUAUAAUCCUCAAGUUGCUAAUUGGACACCAGAUUUAGUUGAAAUUGAACAUAAUGCAAAAGAAUCGGCAGAAAUUUUAUUUUUUGUUAUUGAUCAUGACACACGAUCAUUAGGAUCUAUAGCUGAAGUAUGUUAUUUAAUAGCACGUGACCGAACUGUUAUUGUUAUUAUGAAUCCAAUGCCAAAAGAUAAAUAUCAAACGAAAUUUAUUCAACAAAAAAAUUCUUUUAAUGAAAAAGAUAAUGAAAAUGAUUACGAAAAUGUUUGUCAAGCAAGAGAAACAUUAAGAGUAUUACUUCGAAUUAAAAAUGUACCUGUUUUUGAUAAUGUUAAAGUAGGAUUAGAAUGUGCAGAACUUUUAAUUAAAAAUAGAAAACAAACUAUUACUAUAUUUGCUCGUUCACAUUCGAAUAGAACCAGUUUUGAGUCUCCUGAUGAUUUUUAUCGUGAACAGUCUCGAUCAGAAUUGACUUUAUCGUCUUCAGUCCCGGUUAAUCGACGUCAUAGUGCUACAUCAAUAACACAUACAAUUCGUCCUUUAUCAUCUUUAACUCCAUUUCUUCGUUCAACUAAGUCUACUAAUGGUUUUCGUUAUUAUCAACUACAAUUCAGUACAAAAUCACAAAUAUCAUGCUCAACAAAUGAAAGUGAAGAUGAUGGUUAUGGUUCAUUAAUAGCCAGUGAUUACACAUUCUCUCGAUCAACAUCAUCAUGUGCAACUGCUGAUUUUUACGAAUGUCCUAUUGAUCAUCAAUUUGACAACAAUCCAUUAACAUUUUAUCGGCCCAUUUCUAUAUUAAAUAUUAUGAUAUCAAUUUUUUCGACAUAUAUUUUAUUUGUACAUUUUCCUCCAACAUCCAGUUUAUCAAUAACACAAUCAAUUUAUUUUAUUUGUGCAGCUUCUUAUCGUUCUAUAAAGAAUACGAUUUUUUCUUAUAUGAAAAAUAUAGUAACAUCAAAUAAAGAAACUGUUCAUUUCAAUUCUUUGACUUAUAUGUUCGAUCUUUAUAUAGCUUCCGGUGAUUAUGAUGAAUAUUGGUUAGAUACAUAUGUAUUACCAAUUCUCGACGAAAUAAAUGUAAAAUAUAUAAAACGACAAACUUGUUAUGAUAAUGAUCAACUUGAUAUUGUUUAUGAUAUGCAUGUACGUAAACGUUCACGCUUAUUAUAUUAUUUAAUAAAUGAUAAUGAACGUCUUUCAAAUCUUGUUGGUGAACUUGCAUAUCUUAUUGGUGAACGUAAAUAUCAUAUUAUUGUAUAUUUACAAUCAACAAUCAAUGAAAACUCAGAUAAAAUCUUAACCAAACAUGAACGAAAAGAUAUUGACCGUUCAAGAAAAUAUCUUGAAGAUUUAGCAAUGAAAGAAAAUAUUAUAUUAUGUCAAUCACGUAAACAAAGCUGCCAACAUGUUUUAGCUUUUUUUCUUCAAAACGAACACUAA
Molecule: messenger RNA, 1728 nt
Organism: Rotaria sp. Silwood1
Lineage: Eukaryota; Metazoa; Rotifera; Eurotatoria; Philodinida; Philodinidae
Source: the annotation of a GenBank genome assembly